Molecule: messenger RNA, 2263 nt
Organism: Pygocentrus nattereri (red-bellied piranha)
Lineage: Eukaryota; Metazoa; Chordata; Actinopteri; Characiformes; Serrasalmidae
Gene: plagx
Product: pleiomorphic adenoma gene X
Exons: 3
Coding region: 297-1460 (387 amino acids)
Source: RefSeq, a predicted model, not a curated record
GGAGUGCUGCUGCUGUGUUUAGAGUGCAGGCCUAGAAAAAACCUCCAAAAAAUACAGAAAAACAACCCGAAACUUCUUAUUACUGCGCGUUUGUGGCGGAUUAAGGCAGGAAGGACUGAAAGACGAUGUUAGGUGCGGCUUUAGUGCACAUUUGGUGAUGUUUUGAGGAGCACAAAAUGGACUUCAGCGGCGGUGCUGUAAAGUUUUGGGGCUAUUGAACAUGCACAAGGACUACCUACCAUCUGAAAAGAAGUUAUAUAUUAGAGUUGGGUCUCUGAUGUGCAGGAUAUGAGACAAUGUUUCAUGGGAAGGACCAGCUCAACAGCCACCUGCAGACCCAUGACUCCAACAAGCAGGAGUUGCAGUGUGAAGAGUGUGGCAAACACUACAACACUCGCCUGGGUCUGAGACGGCAUGUGGCCACCCACGCCACCGCAGUCACUGGAGAUCUCACCUGUAAAGUGUGCCGUCAAGUUUUUGAGAGUAUGCCAACUCUGCUUGAGCACUUGAGCACGCACACUGGACGGCCUCCUCCAGGGGGUGUUGUGCGGGAGAGAAAGCACCAGUGUGAGCGGUGUGGCCGACGCUUCUUCACUCGGAAGGAUGUGAGGCGUCAUGCGGUGGUGCACACGGGCAGAAGAGACUUCCUUUGUCCUCGCUGCGCCCAGCGUUUCGGCCGACGCGACCAUCUCACCCGCCACCUGAAGAAAAGCCAUGCCCAGGAGCUUGACACCCUCACAUCUAUGCCUCCUAGCGGUGUGAAAGAAGAGCCAAACCCCAUCAUGUGCUCUUCUGGAUCCCCUAAGGAUGCCUCUGAAGCUUUUUCCAUGGGCAUGUUCAACCCCCAAGGCCUGCAGGGUGCCUCUACCUCAGGGGUCAGUCACCAUCAUUCUUUAGUGCCUGGCCCCCUGACUAGGCCAAUGGGUGUGGGCUGUUACCUUGAGCCAAGCAAGCACCAGCCACAGCAGUACCAAGAAGCUCACAGAUACCAGCCCGGCUCCGCUACCUCAUAUUUGAAGGCUGAGAUGGAGAACUUCCUGACAGAGCUCCAGUGUGGGCCCAUGCCACCACAAGCUUCAGUUGCAACUUCCGCUUCCAGACCUGGUGAUCUUCUCCCAGACGGUCUAGGUAGUCAGACCGCCCACUUCACCCUCAGGAACUCCGCCUUCGCCACAGCCGAGCCUUCGCCCACCGCUGCUAACAUGGACCUCUCUCAUCUCCUAGGCUUCCUGCCCUUUGGCCUGCCACCUUACAGCACCCCGUUGAGCUCUGGAGGCCUUGUGAUGGGAUACUCUACCACCACUACAGCCAGCUCCCCGACCUCUACCUCUCAGCUCUCUGGGCCACUUACCUCAUUUCAGCCGCAGCCACUGCAUGAGCCUCAGGCCUCAGGGCAUUUAAACCAGCUGUCUGGUUUCUCUCCAACUCUACCUCGAUUCCAUCAGGCCUUCCAACAGUGAUGUGAAAGUGGAUCCAUCAUCUGCCUAAACUUAUUUCGAAGCUCAUUUAUAUCAUUGCCAAAUGGCUCGUACACAAAGCAAUGUGCUCGUUGGAAUUGCUUGAUUUGGCCCAUACGUUGCAGAGACUGGUUGUAUGAAUUCUGUAGAAUGAGAAUACAGUCGUGUCCAAAAAUUUGGGCACCUCUGGUUAAAUUAUAUGUUUUGUUGAUUUUCUACAUGAAAAUAGGUUCUACAGAGAACACACGUCUUCACACUAUAAUGCACAAUCACUGUUUAUUUGCUGAAAUUAACAUACUGGGGGGAAAAUAUGGGCUGUUCAAAAGUUUUGGCAUAUUUUUUGUGCUUUGUUUUAUCUUUUUCCAAUAUGUUAAAGUCAGCAAAUGAAGAAAAUUGUGUGCUAAAAUUUGCAGAAAAAUGCAGUAUUUAAGUGUUCACUUAUUUGAUUUGGAAAAUCGACAAAUUGUGCAAUUUGACUGGGGGUCUUCAAACUUUGGCAUACCUCUGCAAGACGAUUUGUGAGAAAUUUGCUCUAGCUUGGAUAGAGAUUUGUUUUUAGAAUAGUUUUGAAUAUUAGAUUAGAUGAUCUGUUCCUUAGUAGGUCUUCCCUAUAUUUGAUUGUAGUGAUUUAUGAUUUUAUUUAGAUCCAUUUACAGAGAAUUCAACAUUGAACAAAUCUGAAGAAAUACCUCAUAAUAUUCUUUUUGGAAAAAGGAAAAAUAUUAUCACAGUGUUCUCAAUUGUAGAAAGAAGCACUUUUUUCCAGUCAGAAGCACUUCAUUGACUAAAAGUCAGUUUGAACUGUG